This is a messenger RNA of Phytomonas sp. EM1, 279 nucleotides long. NCBI's taxonomy places the organism in Eukaryota, Euglenozoa, Kinetoplastea, Trypanosomatida, Trypanosomatidae. The record is from the annotation of a GenBank genome assembly.
AUGGGUUGCGUUAAGUCGAAGCCUAGGGAUCGACGUGGUGUGAAAAAAUUAUCUAGAUGUGUACCGAAAAAGGAGAAGCCACAAAAGGACCUCUAUGCACCAUUCGAGCCAGAUGAAGAACUUUCCAAGGCUUAUUUCAACAAUAUCCACGCCAUACGCAGCGAGGGUUUGAAGUAUGGCAUACUCGAAGAUGAUACCGCCGAUUCCCCCAUACAACGGCUGAAUGACGUGAUUAUUGAUUCCAAAGUGAUCACAUCGUCACGUCCGACACCUUUAUGA